AACUUGCAUCUUGUUUCCCGGAGUAUACGCCAUCCCUCCUAUCCAGGUUCCAGAUGUCAGAGGCCUCCCUUGAGGAUAUCCAUUCAGCUGUUCUCUUCCCUGAGUCGUCUUCCCCUGCGCAAAACAAAACUUUUAAAUGUCAAAUAUGGAUACCAGUUCCACAGAAACUUUUGGCUAGCUAGGCUAGCAUCAAGGCUACUCAAAAUUCGCUAUCUUAUAUUGGGAUCUGCUGUAGGUGGUGGUUAUACAGCUAAGAAGACAUAUGAUCAGUGGAAGGAGAUGUUGCCAGACCUCGAUGAAUAUAAGUGGAUUGUUCCUGACUUCAUUUGGGAGCUUGAUGAACAUAUUGACUUCGGUUACAAUUUGGUUAGUGAAGUCAUAGGAGCUUCUGAUCUACUUCUGUUGUUAGGUUCCCCAGGAGAAACAGCAUUCAGAGCUACUGACCAGGGAUAUGACAACGACAAACAGUACAAGAAGGGCCUGCUUGGUGAACUCAUUCUGUUACAACAACAAAUCCAGCAGCAUGAAGAGGAAGCACGCAGAGCCGCUGACCAAUAUAACAUGGGCUCUUCCCAGCAGAAGCGAAAGGUUUCUGACAAAGAGAAGAUUGAUCAACUUCAGGAAGAACUUUUACGCACUCAGCUCAAAUACCAAAGAAUGCUUGAACGAUUAGAGAAGGAAAACAAAGAAUUAAGAAAAUUGGUACUGCAAAGAGAUGACAAAGGGAUUCAUCAAAGGAAGUUAAAGAAAUCCUUGAUCGAUAUGUAUUCUGAAGUACUCGACAUCCUGUCUGAUUAUGAUGCCAGUUAUAACACUCAAGAUCACCUACCUCGAGUGGUGGUGGUUGGAGAUCAGAGUGCAGGAAAAACCAGCGUGUUAGAAAUGAUCGCCCAGGCCCGCAUAUUCCCGCGAGGCUCCGGGGAGAUGAUGACACGUUCUCCUGUUAAGGUAACACUUAGUGAAGGUCCCCACCAUGUGGCUUUAUUCAAAGACAGCUCUCGGGAGUUUGAUCUGACCAAGGAAGAAGAUCUUGCAGCUUUGAGAAAUGAAAUAGAAAUCAGAAUGAGAAAUAGUGUGAAGGAAGGGUGCACUGUUAGCACUGAGACCAUCUCCUUAAGUGUGAAAGGGCCUGGUUUGCAAAGAAUGGUAUUGGUUGAUUUACCCGGAGUCAUUAGUACUGUGACAUCAGGUAUGGCUCCAGAUACGAAGGAAACUAUCUUUAGCAUCAGCAAGGCCUACAUGCAGAAUCCUAAUGCCAUCAUCCUUUGUAUUCAAGAUGGAUCAGUAGAUGCAGAACGCAGUAUUGUCACAGACUUAGUCAGCCAAAUGGAUCCCCAAGGGAAAAGGACAAUUUUUGUCUUAACUAAAGUUGAUCUUGCUGAGAAAAAUGUGGCUAGCCCAAGCAGGAUCCAGCAAAUAAUUGAAGGCAAACUCUUCCCAAUGAAAGCUUUGGGUUAUUUUGCAGUUGUUACUGGAAAAGGAAACAGCAGUGAAAGCAUUGAAUCUAUUAAAGAAUAUGAAGAGGAAUUUUUUCAAAACUCAAAGCUGUUAAAGACUUGUAUGCUGAAGGCACACCAGGUCACAACAAAGAACUUAAGUCUUGCUGUGUCAGAUUGCUUUUGGAAAAUGGUGAGAGAGUCUGUGGAACAGCAAGCAGAUGCUUUUAAAGCCACACGCUUCAAUCUUGAGACUGAAUGGAAGAAUAAUUACCCCAGGCUGCGAGAGCUUGACAGAAAUGAACUGUUUGAAAAAGCAAAGAAUGAGAUUCUUGAUGAAGUGAUAAGUUUGACUCAAGUCACACCAAAGCACUGGGAGGAGAUUCUUCAGAAAACUUUAUGGGAAAGGGUAUCUACUCAUGUGAUUGAGAAUAUAUACCUUCCAGCAGCACAGACUAUGAACUCGGGGACAUUUAACACCACUGUGGACAUCAAACUGAAGCAGUGGACUGACAAGCAACUGCCUAAUAAAGCAGUAGAGGUGGCAUGGGAGACUUUGCAAGAAGAAUUUUCCCGUUUCAUGACAGAACAAAAAGGAAAAGAGCAUGAUGAUAUCUUUGAUAAACUGAAACAAGCUGUCAAAGAAGAAAGCAUUAAACGGCAUAAAUGGAAUGAAAGAGCAGAGGAUAGCCUGCGAGUGAUCCAGCACAAUGCCUUAGAAGAUCGGUCCAUAUCUGAUAAGCAGCAGUGGGAUGCAGCUAUUCACUUCAUGGAAGAGACGCUCCAAAGUCGUCUCAAGGACACUGAAUCUGUUAUUGAAGAUAUGGUGGGUCCAGACUGGAAAAAAAGAUGGCUAUACUGGAUAGGCCGCACCAAAGAACAGAAUAUUCGUAAUGAAACAAAAAAUGAACUUGAGAAAUUAAUCAAAUGCAAUGAGGAACAUGCAGCUUAUCUGGCAAAUGACGAAGUGACGACUGUGAGAAAGAAUCUUGAAGCAAGAGGAAUAACAGUGGACCCAUGUCUGAUUAAAGAUACAUGGCAUCAAAUAUACAGAAGAUACUUCCUGAAGACUGCUUUGAACCACUGCAAUCUCUGUCGAAGAGGCUUCUAUUAUUAUCAGAGACAUUUUGUUGACUCAGAGCUGGAAUGUAAUGAUAUCGUCCUCUUCUGGAGAAUACAGCGGAUGUUGGCAAUUACAGCCAAUACACUGAGGCAGCAGCUCACCAACACUGAAGUAAGACGCUUGGAGAAGAAUGUAAAGGAGGUGCUUGAAGAUUUUGCUGAGGACAAUGAAAAAAAGGUGAAACUCCUAACUGGUAAGAGGGUCCAGCUUGCAGAGGAUCUCAAAAAAGUUCGGGAAAUACAGGAAAAACUUGAAGCCUUCAUAGAAGCCCUCCAUCAAGAAAAGUAGAUUGUUAAGCAGCAACUUUACACAAGAAUGCAGCCUUUUCCAGGAUACUUUGCACAAAGACAAAUGAAUAGAUGCAGCUUUUGUGUCCCAUUCUCUUUCCUGUCUUUUGGAGAGCAUCCUGAAAUGUUGGAGAAGAAAAUAAUGUCUCAUGGGAUUGAAAAGUUCAGUUAAAAGCCACCUGCUCCUUAAAUUUUUGAAGCUACGUGCACAUGACAGAAGAAUCUGACUUGUGUUUCAAUGAGAUAGCUUGCUAAAGUUGUACAUUUAAGGUUUAUUUUCCUCCUGAAAGGAAAAGCUCUACCUUGCAUGGUAGAGCUGGAUCAGAUUCAUAAAAUGAUUUUAUCUGUUGUCAUUUUCUUGCCUGCAAGUGAUCCUGGGAGUUUGACAUAAAGUUUUAGUAUUCAUUUGUACAUUAAACCACCCUUCUAAGUAAUGCUGUUUGUAUUUGUUAUGCUCUGUGUUGAAACAUUCUG
Molecule: messenger RNA, 3320 nt
Organism: Merops nubicus (carmine bee-eater)
Lineage: Eukaryota; Metazoa; Chordata; Aves; Coraciiformes; Meropidae
Gene: OPA1
Product: optic atrophy 1 (autosomal dominant)
Exons: 29
Coding region: 280-2847 (855 amino acids)
Biological process (GO): mitochondrial fusion
Cellular component (GO): microtubule; cytoplasm; mitochondrial membrane
Molecular function (GO): GTPase activity; microtubule binding; GTP binding
Source: RefSeq, a predicted model, not a curated record